Bufo gargarizans (Asiatic toad) is the source of this 3548-nucleotide messenger RNA. Its product is annotated as acyl-coenzyme A thioesterase 1-like. The transcript has 3 exons. NCBI's taxonomy places the organism in Eukaryota, Metazoa, Chordata, Amphibia, Anura, Bufonidae. Gene Ontology annotation, biological process: fatty acid metabolic process; acyl-CoA metabolic process. The record is from RefSeq and is a predicted model, not a curated record. Bases 64 to 1389 code for a protein of 441 amino acids. Gene Ontology annotation, molecular function: fatty acyl-CoA hydrolase activity.
UACUGCGGUGGGCUGGGAAGGGGGCUGUCACGUGAUCUCUGGACGCCGUCAGUUGGCGCAGAGAUGCUCCGUGUAGCGGGUCGCCUGGCCGCCGCGGUGUGCAGAGUCCGGACUGUCCAUGGCCUGCUGCACCGGCCGGUGUGUCUGUCUGUGUCCCCUCAGUCGGGGCUGGCGGAUGAGAAGCUGCACGUCCUAGUCCGGGGGCUCGGUCCUAGUGAUCCGGUGACGCUGCGGGCGCUGGUGGCGGACGAUCAGGGCUGCCUCUACGACUCGUGCGCCCACUACCAGGCUGAUAGCUCGGGCACGGUGGAUCUGCACCGGGAUGCCGCUGUGGGGGGUGACUACACGGGGGUGCUGCCCAUGGGCCUGCUCUGGAGCCUGUCCCCCUCUGUCAUGGAGAAGCCUUACCAUAGACUGGAGAAGAGGAGCGUGCACAAGUCCCCAGCGGUGGUGGAGGUGCUGGUGCACAAGGGGCACAGCGCCCCGAAGGUUCUGCCGGGGGCCGUGCUGGCCAAAACCAAAUGCGAGAGGCGCUUUAUGGCCCCCGGAGUGCGCAGGAUCCAACUGCGGGAGGGGGCGGUGAGGGGCAGCUUGUUUCUACCCCCAGGGGAGGGCUCCUUUCCUGGUGUGAUUGACAUGUUUGGGGACGAUGGUGGCCUGGUCGAGUACCGUUCCAGCCUGCUAGCCAGCCGUGGCAUCGCCUCUUUGGCUCUGCCAUACUUUGCCUUUGAAGACCUUCCACCUGCAAUGACUGAAUUCCACCUGGAGUAUUUUGAGGAAGCUGCAAACUUUCUCUCCCGACAUCCAAAAAUUCGAGGGUCUGGCGUCGGUGUAAUCGGUACUGGUAAAGGAGCAGAUCUGGCUCUCUCCAUGAUCACCUAUCUACCCCAGGUAGUUGCAGCAGUUAGCAUAUCCGGUUGCUGUUCCAAUACAGCCGCCCCUCUGAGCUACAAAGAUGUCACCAUCCCAGCCUUGUCCUACAACAUGAGCCGGGUCCAGAUCUCUGAAACGGCAGUGUUUGAUGUCUCGGAAGCGCUCGAUGAUCCACUGGAUCCGGCCAACCGUCAGUGCCUCAUCCCAGUAGAGAAAGCCCAAGGUUCCUUUCUGUUUAUUGUGGGAGAGGAUGAUCUGAACUGGAAGAGUCCUGUCUAUGCCAAGGCUGCCGUGUCUUGCUUGCAGGAACAUGGGAAGAGUAACUAUACCCUGCUCUCUUACCCAGGAGCCGGGCAUCAGAUUGACCCACCGUCCAGUCCUUUCUGCCCAGUUUCUAUGGAUAGAGUUUUGGGAGUACCUAUUUUAAAAGGUGGAGAACUUAAAGCUCACUGCCAAGCUCAGGAAGACUCCUGGCGGAAAAUUCAAGACUUUUUUCAUGCGCAUCUAAAACAGUAGGUUAAAGGGGUUCUCUGAGACUUUUUAACUAGUGACCUAUCCUCUGGAUAGAUCAUCAAUUUCUGAUCAACACCUGGGACCUCGCCGAUCAGCUUUCUGAGAAAGCAACGGUGCUGCCAAGCACAGCGCCGUACAUUGUAUAGUGGUUGUGCUUGGUAUUGCAGCUCAACCCCAUUCACUUCAAUGGGGCCGAGCUGCGCCUAGGCCAUGUGACCUGAUGAACAUGAUGUCACAUGGCCUAGGGAAAGUUACAGGAACGCCGGUGCCUUGUCAGACAGCUGAUCGUUGGGGAUCCCAGGUGUCAGACUCCCAUGGAUCAGAUACUGAUGAGCUAUCCAGAGGUGACGGAAAACCCCUUUAACUAAACCAAGAUGUCUGGCUCUGUACUUAAAGGGUCACUGAACUUUACAAGACUUUUGAUAUGUCAUAGCAACAAAUCAAAGGCUUUUAUUAGCGGGGAUCUAAAUGCUGAUCACUAGCAGGAGGGCAGAGAAGCGCUUGCAUAGUGCUCGCUUCUGGCGAUGGAAUCGUUACGUGCCCAUAGACUUCUAUAGAGCCGAUCUCCUGCAGCGAGGAGAGGAUAUAAUAUGUGACCGCUUCUCUCUCCUUGUUCUAGCAGUUUGUGAGGUCUCAGCACCCAGACCACCAAUGAUCAAAACCUUUCACGUGUCGCUGUGACAUAUCAAAAGUUUUUUGAAAGUUCAGUGACCUUUUAAAGGGAAGCUCCUCUGUGAGGGCGCGCAGUGCCAUUAUUCAGGAUUUACCCUUACACUUUGAUUGUAAAUACAACCACUGUAUGUUGAAGAUUAUUUUUGUGUGUUGUCAGUGUGACCCAUUUAGGGUAAUUUUUUUUGCCACCGUUCUUCUCCAUUGUCAUCCACGAAUGUUUUUUCAAAAGCAGAUAGGGGUAACAGUGGAAAGGAAAAUGGUAAAACCAAAAAAAGGUGUCUUGUUAAAUACUGUAUUUAUAUGAUUUUAAUUCUUUAUUUUGAUUGAUCAUGAAAUUAAAAAAGAAUUAUAAAAAAAAAAAAAGUUAAUCACAGGGCAAGUUCCAGGACAUACACUACAGAUAUCAAAUUAUCUAAGUAAAUUGGUCUUUAGAGCAGAGGUGCAAAAUGACGCAGCCAGCUCUACAUCGUUCCUUCAGCGGAUGAUAUAGUAGUAUUACUUGUGGCCAUUCAGAUGAGUGCCCAUCUGUGCGCCAAAUUCAUAAGUCUCCCCUGAUAUGUUUUAUGCUUCAGACCCUCCACCGUUUUUGUAGGCCACUUUUGCAUUCCGUUCCCCCUUCCCCCCCGAAUAUCCACCCUUGUGUCAUCAGCAAACACGCAAACCUUCUCCUAUGUCAUCUACCAAAUAUUAUAAAGGACCUACGACAGACCACUUGAGGUCCACCACUUGUAACUUGUCUAUCUUCAGAAUGCACACCGUUAACAAUAACCCCCUGGUAUCGAUUCAUCAGCCGACUGCAAAUCCACUGAACUAUCCAGAGAUGAAGUCCAACCUUCAAUAAUUUAUCUAUCAGCUCCUCACGUGGCAUUGUAUCAAAGGCUUUUCUGAAGUCCUGCUAGGCAAUAUCCACUGAUCCACCUUUAUCCAACACUUUUGUGACUUAUUAAAAAAAAAAUCGUUAAGAUUAGUUUGACAUGAUCUUCCCUCGGUGAAGCCGAAAGCUGUUUUGGAGCCAACAGGUUGCUGGUUUUUAGGUGGUCAACCAUCCUCUUUUUCAGGAGGGUUUCCGUUAUUUCUUUAGUGCUACUGGUGUCUGUAGUUUCCAGCUCUGUAUGUUUUUUCUGUUAACAAACGUAUCCGCUUGACCUACAGCAAAAACGAGACGUGAACAGCCCCCAAGUAAGUAUGCUUCCCUCCGUAGGUCUGGCCAUGGGAAGGGGAGGGGAGUCUGCCUUGAAGGCCUUCAAAGAUAGAAAACACCUUUAAGGGGUUAAUGCCUCAUGCACAGGGCAGGCAUCGUACUUCUGGAAGGGCUUCUAUCUGAGACUAUCUCUGUAGUGUGGCGUCUGAUCGGUUUCCAUGUUAAUUGUGUCCUGUCCAUACCGUGAACUUUUCCUACAUUUAGUGAAUGCUUGAAGAAUCUUAUUUUAAAAGCAGAAAUAUUUGACGGCUGUAACUGAUUUAACAUGAAAAAUAAAUCUAUUUUUGAA